Molecule: messenger RNA, 1075 nt
Organism: Poecilia latipinna (sailfin molly)
Lineage: Eukaryota; Metazoa; Chordata; Actinopteri; Cyprinodontiformes; Poeciliidae
Product: erythrocyte band 7 integral membrane protein-like
Exons: 8
Coding region: 100-981 (293 amino acids)
Cellular component (GO): plasma membrane
Source: RefSeq, a predicted model, not a curated record
UAAGACAAAUUCCAGGGCGAAGUCAGUGUUUAUCUCCCAGCGCCCGCCACUCAUUGAACCGUUUAUCCCAGCGCUUCUGCUCCGUCGCUCUGAAUUGUUAUGAACAGCGAAGGAGUUUCGAUGACAGAGUCCAAAAGAAGAGAGCGCCAGUCCGGUCCGGGCCGUUACAAUUCACACGAUGUUGAAGCUCUGGAGGACGCAGACUCAGGCAUCGGCCUGUGCGGCUGGCUGCUGGUUGGAUUCUCCCUCCUGCUGAUGCUGGUCACCCUCCCCAUCUCCAUAUGGAUGUGCAUUAAGAUAGUGAAGGAGUACGAGCGAGCCAUCAUCUUCCGCCUUGGGCGCAUCCUGAAAGGAGGAGCCAAGGGACCGGGUUUGUUCUUCAUCUUGCCGUGUACUGACAACUUUAUCAACGUCGACAUGCGAACCAUCACCUUCGACAUCCCGCCGCAAGAGGUUCUGACCAAAGACUCUGUGACGGUGAGCGUUGACGGCGUGGUGUACUACCGGGUCCAGAACGCCACCCUGGCCGUGGCCAACAUCACCAACGCGGACUCCGCCACGCGGCUGCUGGCCCAGACCACCCUGAGGAACGUCCUGGGCACCAAGAACCUGGCGGAGAUCCUGUCCGACCGCGAGGAGAUCGCUCACAACAUGCAGUCGACUCUGGACGACGCCACAGACGACUGGGGGAUCAAGGUGGAGCGCGUGGAGAUCAAGGACGUGAAGCUGCCUCUGCAGCUGCAGAGAGCCAUGGCGGCCGAGGCGGAGGCGAGCCGCGAGGCCAGAGCCAAGGUGAUCGCGGCUGAGGGUGAGAUGAACGCGUCGCGGGCCCUGAAGGAGGCGUCCCUGGUGAUCUCUGAGUCCCCAUCGGCUCUGCAGCUGCGCUACCUGCAGACCCUCAACACCAUCGCUGCCGAGAAGAACUCCACCAUCAUCUUCCCGCUGCCGCUGGAAAUGAUGCAGAGCCUGAUGAAUCGCUGAGGAAGAACGCCGCCCACACACACACACACACACACACACACACACACACACACACACGCAUGUUUGUGUUGCUAUCUUUGUGGGGACUUUCCAU